UUAUAUUCAUUUAAUUCUAAUAAACUUUACAAUACUAGCAGUUAUAGAAAAACUAUGAAUUUACAACAUCAUUCUGGUUGUUGGUAUACUACACAGAAUAUGAAAGGGUUUUGUAUCACUAUUGUUCAGGUACUGCAUUGUGAGCUUAAACCCAAGUCUAACUUUUUCAGCUUUAAAGCUAAACCGGAGAUAAUAAAGAAAUGUCCUCAAAUAAUCUAUAAACUUGAAGUUUCUUUCAAUAACAUAACUAAUUUCAAUGAGAGGUUCGCAAAAUUAACAAAAAAUUUAUAUAUAGAAUAUGAAGAACUUAAUGUCAUUUUAAAAGAAAGUAAAUUGACUCCAAUAAAUCCUCAAAAAGAAGACAAUAUAGUCAUUGGCC
This is a messenger RNA of Scutellospora calospora, 379 nucleotides long. NCBI's taxonomy places the organism in Eukaryota, Fungi, Glomeromycota, Glomeromycetes, Diversisporales, Gigasporaceae. The record is from the annotation of a GenBank genome assembly.